Messenger RNA from Maniola jurtina (meadow brown), 1228 nucleotides. RefSeq lists its product as uncharacterized. The coding region runs from base 82 to 1047 and encodes 321 amino acids. Lineage: Eukaryota; Metazoa; Arthropoda; Insecta; Lepidoptera; Nymphalidae. The transcript has a single exon. The record is from RefSeq and is a predicted model, not a curated record.
UACAAACAAAUAUCGAGGUUCAUCGAGGUUUCAGGUUAAGUUUCGCGAAAAACUUUUAAAUAAGUAUUAUUUUGGUGCACCAUGUCGCUGUGGCAAUUUUUGGAGUCAUCUCAACCACUUCUUAAACGAUGUAUGGAACUAGCAACUGUUGAAAGCAAUAACAAAUGGAUUCAGAAGUUUGGUAACAAAUCCGAACAUUUUGGGAAAGAUGAAGUUUCGGAUACGAAUACAGUAAAUCAUCAAAAUGAUAUUAAUGAUGAAGCUAUACCAAUUACAAAUGAUCCAAUAGAAGCUAUGGAUAUCGAUGAAAAACCUAUUUUCAAUCCAGUACGAGUGAAGUUGGAAAGAGACGAUAUUUCCCGCGAAAUUUUAGAUUUGGAACCUAUCACACACUUCGACUACAUCCUAGAAAAGUGUUUAGAAAAUCCAAAUUUAUAUCAAAUUUUAGCAGAAGAAUUACCUCUUAAUUCGAUAGAAAAACUAUUCAAACACAUUUACGAUACGAAAAACGUUAAUUCGACGUUUUUAGAGAACUUUUACACUAUUUUUUUCCCGGCAUUUUUGAAAAGAGAACCUACUCGUUUGUCUUUGGAUUUACUCAUUAAGGGGAAGUGCUAUCCAUUGUUUCAUAAACAUUUACUUCUAAUAAUUUUUAAAGAUACUGAAUUACCAAGUAAUAUUUUACAUGAUUUUGUAUCGACUUUAAACAUGAAUGAGCAAACUGAAUUCUUGAUAACUUUAAGCCACUCUGAUGUUCCAAAAGAAGCAUUUCUUUAUCAUUUAGUAACAAUUCAUACAGCUUAUAAGAACAGUCUAAAAAAUAACGAAUUACAGAAUUAUAUUUUAGCAAAGUUGGGUCAUAUAUCAGAAAAUUGUGCAACAGAUAAGAAUUAUGGUCGUUUUUUACUCAACUUUUUACAGUCGCAUAAGGAUUAUAGAACAAAUAUUACAGAAAUAGAAAGUAUAGUUGAAACACACAGAUCAGCGUUUAAGAAACCCUGUUUGAAUAUAUUGAAUGAGAUCAAACAUGUAUCUAAGGAUAAAUAAAAUUAGAAAGGUCGUCAAGUGCGAGUCAGACCUCGAGUUAGUGCUAUGUUAGGGUUAGUCGUUCGGGAGUUAUGAGCGUAACUACAUACAUUGCGGCGAUUUAUUUUUAACUAUUGUGUUUGUUACCUACGCGUUCGCGCAUGACAUCUUUUAGAAUGUACAAUUGUUGUUUGCACUUUCG